Molecule: messenger RNA, 1306 nt
Organism: Oryza sativa Japonica Group (Japanese rice)
Lineage: Eukaryota; Viridiplantae; Streptophyta; Magnoliopsida; Poales; Poaceae
Biological process (GO): proteolysis
Molecular function (GO): cysteine-type peptidase activity
Source: RefSeq, a predicted model, not a curated record
GAAGAUUUUUUCACGGUGCGGCGGCGGGGCCAAACCCCAGAUAGAACCCUGCGCCGCGUGGUGCCUAGCCCCGCGGCCGCCGCCGCCGUGGUGCUGCCCGGGGCUUGACGGCGUCGCUCCUCAGUUCCUGCCUCCGCCGACUGUUUCUUCUUCUUUGAGAGCAAGCUGGUAAAGCAAAGUAGUAUACGAUCUCCAGUCCAAACAUCCAUUCGUGUGAGCAGUCAAACAGUUAAUCCUUAAGUAUGGUUUCUGUAUACGAAGAAGCACGGGAAAGGUGGACUUGGAAAAAUCAAGUAACAGAAGAAGGGCCUUAUGGCUUUAAAAUUCUCUCCCAAAUAAGACGCCAGGACCAUGACUGCUGUACCUUCUCUGCUAUGGCUUCAACUCUCGAGGCCAAUGUAAGAGUUCAGCAUGGAAGGAACGAUCAAUUUUCCAUACCUCACCUGCAAUUUAUAGAUGCUCAAUCAAAAAUCAGUGCACCAAAUACCAAUGAGACAAAGGUACUGAGGCUUUUGAAAAGUCUAAAAGAGAGAGACGGUGGGGUUUACUUGGAUGAAGACUAUGAUAGUGAGGGGAAUCUCCGAGCCUUAGAUGCUAAAGUUUGCAGGGUAUGGAAGUUCAAUCUCUACCAUGUGAAGGACAUUAUUCAUCUUCGAAGUGCUCUUCAUCGGCUGCGCAGGCAAGGGCCUUUACUGGCUGUUAUCCGCAUCAGCCGUAAUUAUGAUGAGUGCCGCAAGUCAGGCCAUGUCUACAAAUAUGAUCCUGCCCGAAUCUGCACAUAUGAUGAUGGGAAACCCAAGACGCACGCGUUGUGUGUUGUUUCGUUUGUAACUGAGAAGGGUACACCAUGCCUUGAGUGUCAGGACUCUCACGGCACAGCUUGGGGUAUUGGCGGUUACUUAACUGUGGAAAUCAGGUCACUAAAAGAGCUAUACAGUGUUAGAGUUACGUAGCUGGUGGCUGUCAAGUCAAUGCAACUCAAGACUCUACGUAUGCACUCAUUUUCUAUCAUUUUAAUACUUCCUGCUUACAGUACGUGGCCAAUGCAAAGAUUUCAUGGCUCAGAAGAAAGGGAUCUUUGGAAUUAAUACUUUGUAUUUAAGUGAUAAUGGCCUGUUGCUUCUCUUGACCUUUUGUCCCUUUUUUGGAUGUGAGAGUUAUGGAAGUUAGAUUUGGGGAACAGAAGAUUUUGUGAUUCUAUCAAAGCGAGAUCAUUUCUUUAAUUUGAAUAUCCACAUGCCUGAGGGUAUGGUUGUAGAGUGCCUGAAUGCUGAUAUACGUGGAAUUUUGCUCAUUUGAUCAUCAA